AUGCAUGGCCGAGCGCCAGGCAAAGCAGAAGGGGUGGCGUACCGUGGGUCUUUGCCGAAAAAAGAAGACAAAACCCUUUUUGUCUACCGCUUCGUCUGCACUGCGUGGUCGUAUACGGUCCCCAAGUUUCAAAGAACUACUAUAGAAGCAGCAAUGGUUGCAGCUGUGGGCUUGCGCUUGGCAGCCUUGCUUUGCGUCCUAUGGGUCCAAUCAGCCACUGCCGGAUGGGGCAAAGGCGGCAAGGGCAAUUGGGGCUCAAAGGACUGGCAUGGUGGCCGGUGGGGCCAUGGCAAGCACCAGUGGCAGGGACAAGUGAACUCUCAGUCUGGCAUCGAAACGGGGCUCGCAAUCGCUCAGUUCUUGGAUGAAAAAAAGCGCCGGAAGUCUCGCCGCAGAGAUUCGUCUUCCGACUCCUCAGCUGGUUCCUCACCGCAGCAUCGGCGCAAGGACCGAAAAAAGCAACCUGCAAAGGGAAAAGUCAACCAAGAGCUGGAAGAACUCCGGGCAUUCCGUGAUGCUGCCAUGAAAGAGAAAGCAGAAGCUGAACAAGCCAAAAAACUGAUGGAACUCGAACAGAAGCUGCGAGCUGAGCUUCUGGCUGUGGCAACUCCACAAGCUGUGAAGCCAGACAGUGCCCGUGCCAUUUCGCAAGUCAAGUUAUCAGGACUCCAGAAGAAGCUUGCCCAGAAGGUUCUGACUGACCACGUGGAUGAGUCUGCCUUUGAAUCUUGGGACGUUUUGUCCCGUGCCGUCCAAGAUUGUGAAAGCCGAGUAUUGGGCACCAUUUUGAAGGAUGAGUCGUUGGCAACACCUCGGUCCCACAAAGAUCGUGCUAGCGCAGUGCUCCAUCACCUGCAAGAUGUUCUGGAAAUUGAGAAUUGA
Cladocopium goreaui is the source of this 882-nucleotide messenger RNA. The record is from the annotation of a GenBank genome assembly. NCBI's taxonomy places the organism in Eukaryota, Dinophyceae, Suessiales, Symbiodiniaceae.